Molecule: messenger RNA, 2600 nt
Organism: Meleagris gallopavo (turkey)
Lineage: Eukaryota; Metazoa; Chordata; Aves; Galliformes; Phasianidae
Source: RefSeq, a predicted model, not a curated record
GAACCCUGCUUUUAACCACCCAGUUUGUCAUGGGUUUCCCUCACCAGCAAUCCCAUGUAACUUGGUAAAACAAGAGCUAGGGCUUUAUGGGUGCAGUGUAUUUGCAAACCAGACAAAGUGAUUGCAGGUCAUCAAAGCAAGUAUUCUGAACAUCCUCAUACAAAGGCACAAAAAGUCACUGCAUAACAACACACAGAAUCAGAAAUGCCCUUGGUAUGUCACAGCCAAGUGUUGGGCUCAUUAUCUACAGCGGCCGUGUACCAGUGCAGCUGUUGGCAGAGCACAGAGGUGGAGCUGAACACAGGGCUGCCACAGGGGUGUGGAUGUGCCAUCCCAAGCGAGUGCUGGAGUCUGAAUGAUUUAGCAGAAAGAUCUGUGCUUCUGCUCUGCACUUCCCCUCCUAGAAGUGGAUGGAUGCAGGGUCAAGGCAACGUGUCAAAAGCAGCUAUUGAAGUGUCAGAGCGAGACUUGGUAAAUGAAAACUACAAAAUCUACCUGCCUGGAUGCAAAUAUCACCUCCAUCUAAUACAGUGAGUGAUCUCUCUAACUGAGUAGGUAUUUAUUCAGCUCAAUGUCCUGCAGUUACGGCUGUCUAGGUGCAAUGUGCACAGAUUUUAUAAAUAUGGGCAAAUGUGGAGAUAGUGCUCUUCUGCUGGAGUUAUUUGCAGAGCAAUCAUGUCCUUCGCCUCCUCUGUGCCUGAUGGUAACUUUAAAUAACAGUGACUUGCAGCUCUGCAUGGAUUAAAACCAUCUGCAAACACCUCUGUUGGUCUGUAAAUACUGAACACCAUACACCUCCAAACUAACUCUACAACAUUGCGAAGCGUGCAGUGGGAAGGGAUAGCAUUCCUGCCAUGACAGACGCACUGCAGGGCAACUGCCUGCAGAUAUCAUCCCCUGGAGCCCUGCUAACCAUCCGCAGCCCCACAGUGAGGUACCCCCGGUGCAGGAGCCGUGCCACCUGCUGAUACUGAAGGUGAGCGGUCCCAGCCCCGCACUGUCAGCCCCACAAACACAGAGCAACCACCGGGCUGCUGCUACCAUUGGCUCGGUGGAGAGUUCUUAAUCCUCAAGGAAAGGUCACAGCUUUGGUACCGAGCAGCCACAGCUUGGUGGGAAAGGUGAGAAGGGUGGGAAGAAAACCCAGCAGCAGCACAAGAGCUGCAGAGGCUCUGCGAGCUGCGGGGCACAGCACCGGGCUGCUCUGUACCUGGGUGAGCAGCAUGGCCCCCCACGUCCAGCAGCAGCCAUCACAGGCACACCGCUCCCACCAGACAGGCACAGGGCGGGGGACGUGUGGUGCCCCCAGAUGGAAGGGGACCGGGCCCUGCCAAGGCAACAAGGGGCCCUGUUGUGUCACGGCUUCCGCACCAGCCCGGGCAGACCCUCACAGCACAGUGCUGCACCAUGGGGACUGGACACAGGAAGGCAGGGUGCUACUGCUGUGGUUCUCGAGUGCGCUCCCCACUGUCUCUCCCUGUGGGCAAACACCGUGCCAGGGGAACGUGGCCAUGGAAAGUCUUCUGGGACACUGGCUGGGGGGGCCCUAUGUUGCCACCUUUCACUGCCGCAGUGAGAGCCGCCGUCUGGAACACCGUGGCUGCCCAUGUUCGCCAGCAGCUCCUGCAGCGCAAGGGCAUCCGCAUCCCCACCCUUGGCUCCUUUGACACCAUCCUCGAGCGGGUGCAGGUUGGAGAUGGCCACCUGGCUGUGCAGAGACCUGUCUUCCACCUGGCCAGGAACCUCGCUGAAAGUCACCACCUGACGGAUGACAAGGCAUACGUGCCAGGCGACAAAGUACUGCAGCCCCUGCGGUACACUCAGAUAGCCGCAGCCACCUUCGUGUCUCCAAAAAGAGUGGUGGGGUGUAUCCAGGCCACCAUGUCCCUCUUCUCUCGCUGCAUCGCGCAGGGAAGGAACGUCGCACUCAUCCUGAGGGACAUUGGUAUGCUCCUCAUCGAAGGUGCCCAAGUGCAAAUGAAAUACUACUGUGACUUCCUGGAAGUGAUGGCAGGGGAAGACACCCUGAAAGAAGCUCUGUUGAGAGUCCCAGGGGUGCCGAGCUCAGCGAUCCCUCACUCAGCAGCUCCUGCUUCCCUGACACGCUCGGGCUGCGUCAUCAUCUUUCCAGAGUUUGAACUGCAGUGUGUUCAUCACAUGGCACUUGGGGACACAAGGAAACCCAUGAAAGGCAGGCAAAAGAAGGCAGCACGGGACAAGGACGGGUGUGCCAGGAAGCAAGGCCAGAGGCCUGAAGGGAAGAACCCUCAAGCAGCAGAGCCUCCUCCAGCUCAGCAUGGCGCAGCCAGGAGCACAGUCCCAGGGGGCAUUGCUGGCCGCCAGGCCCCCAGGCUGAAAGGUGCCUCCCUGGCCAUGAGGGCCUUCCUGCAGCCAGGCACCCAGAGCCUGGGAUGAAGGCAGUGACAGGAUGAGGUGAUGCCAGCAGGCAGGUGGGAUGCUCAGCCCUGUGCCCGUGCCAGCUGCUGCUCUCACAGUGGGGCUGGGGUCACUGGCAUGCUGCUGUUGGCUGUGUGAUGGCACGUGUGUGCAGGUCGGCUUCUUAGCUCUCUGCUAUGAAAUAAAAAUAUGCCUUUGCACCA